AUGGGCCAGAACUAUGGUCAUGUCACUGCUCUAUUCCUACAACCAGAGGUAUAUCAAGCAUACCUACGGGAUCUGUGGUUGACCAAUACUCACUAUGACGUCAACGCUACCGACGAAUAUGGGAUGACACCCCUCAGAUGGGCCUCAGGGGGUGGCCACGAGGUGGUAGCGAGGCUUCUUAUCGACAAAGGGGCAGACGUCAACGUUACCGACGAAGAUGGAAUGACACCACUCAGAUGGGCCUCGGGGGAUGGCCACGAGGCGGUAGUGAGGCUUCUUAUCGACAAAGGGGCAGAUGUCAACGCUACCGAUAAACACGGAAUGACACCCCUCAGAUGGGCCUCAGGGGAUGGCCACGAGGCGGUAGUGAGGCUCCUUAUCGACAAAGGGGCAGACGUCAACGCUACCGAUAAACAUGGAAUGACACCACUCAGAUGGGCCUCGGGGGAUGGCCACGAGGCGGUAGUGAGGCUUCUUAUCGACAAAGGGGCAGACGUCAACGCUACCGACGAAGAUGGAAUGACACCACUCAGAUGGGCCUCGGGGGAUGGCCACGAGGCGGUAGUGAGGCUUCUUAUCGACAAAGGGGCAGACGUCAACGCUACCGAUAAACAUGGAAUGACACCACUCAGAUGGGCCUCGGGGGAUGGCCACGAGGCUGUAGUGAGGCUCCUUAUCGAAAAGGGAGCGCGAGAUAGACCCGGGCAUUCAACCUAUUAA
This is a messenger RNA of Penicillium hordei, 720 nucleotides long. RefSeq names its product ankyrin repeat domain-containing protein. Gene Ontology annotation, cellular component: nucleus; cytoplasm. The record is from RefSeq and is a predicted model, not a curated record. The transcript is spliced from 2 exons. Gene Ontology annotation, molecular function: protein binding. NCBI's taxonomy places the organism in Eukaryota, Fungi, Ascomycota, Eurotiomycetes, Eurotiales, Aspergillaceae. Bases 1 to 720 code for a protein of 239 amino acids.